CGUUCGAGACAACAAGGCAGUGUGGUUUGCUCAUAGUUUAAGCUGUCAGGAAGAAAAUUUAUGUUUAAGUGCUUGGAGGUGUAAUGGAGUCUACAUCACUAAAAUGCAGGAAAUGUCGGAAGAAUGUCCUGGAUUCAGCAAGUCUUUUGGUUAAGAAUUCUUUGGAUGAUAGUGAUGCUGCGUUCUGCAGUAUUUGGCAUGUCAGUGUUGACGCAUUACCUGAUUGGAUGAAAAAGCAAAUAGAAGAGGCCCAGUGGACAAUUGGGAAGCUGAAAUGCCAACACUGUGGGGCUCGCUUAGGGGGCUUUAACUUUGCCUGUAGCUCAAAAUGUUUUUGUGGCCAAGACAGAAUUGUACAUGUGUGUAAGAGAAGGGUUGACUAUGAUGAAAAGGUUUUGUUGCCUAUUUUAAACCCUUCAGAGAAGCGGACAGUUUUAAAAGAGAAUACGUUACAGGAUCCCCAAAGCUUGGACAACGGCAUUAAAGUUAGGCCACAAAGGUUAAAUAGAAAUAUGUUUACUCAUGCUGUAGGAUUUAAUAAUGAAAUAAGAGAGAUGACUGAACCACUUUGCCUUGAGGAAAGAUCAUGCAACAGGGAUUUCAAAGGCCCUAAUUUGCCAGCAUUUUCUGUGGAUUCAUGGUUAGCUAGUACAAAAUAUGCUGUGAGAGCUACACAUAGAAAAACUCAUAGCUUAGAUUAUAUUAACAGAGAUGAUUAUGACUGUUCUUCUGAUGGUUCUUUUAAGACUUCUUUUCAUGGAUCAUCUUUGUCUAACUUAUUGGUCAAAACGUCACAACCGUACAGUCAGAAAGCCACUUUGACAGAAGUAAGUACUACAGGAUCUCUUGAUGCUUAUGCAAAUAGAAGCAAUUCUGUCACAGUUUCUGAAACUGACAGACUUUUAAGUCAGAUGAAUGUGGAUGUGGGAGAUGCAUGUAGCAUCACAGUGCAUCCUUCAAGACAUUUUGCUGAACAUGCUGUAAAUGUGACAAGACAGUUGCCUUCAGAAUGUAAUACUGAGGAUGAACUGGAAGUAGAACAUAUCACUUCUAGUGAAAGCCUUGGGCUAGCUGCUCCAUCAACAUCUUUAGCAGCGGAAAAGAAGUUAAGCAAGAGGGAAAAAAAUAAGCAGAAAAGCAUAAGAAGAAAACAACGCAGAAGAGAACGUUGGAUUCUGGAUCAGAAAAAGAUUUCUUGUGGAAAUCUCCCAAAUCUUUAUGAUGAUAUCAGUGUCAGUGACAAGGAACAAUACAUGUGUGCUAUAUGUUUGGAUAUUUAUUUUAGCCCUUACAUGUGUUACCCUUGCCAGCACAUCUUCUGUGAACCUUGCCUCCGAACUCUUGCCAAAGACAACCGUACCAAGGCUCCCUGCCCGCUUUGUAGGAAGAUCAUCUCUGAUGUCCUUUUCCAGUCAGAACUGAACCAUGCUGCAGAAACACGCUUUCCAAAAGAAUAUUUGUUAAGGAAACAGAGUUUUCAGAGAAAAAAUUAUUCUAAAUGGCCCCUACCCAGCUCAGGAAAAUUCUUUAAUUUUUUCAGAGGUUUUAGAAGAUAUGCUAAUCCUGUCUCAAGAAGACUUUUUCCACGUGGUGGUUACAGAUUGAACACUAUGGAAGCUGACUCUCGAGGAUGGCAAUUUGACAUUGACAUGACAAUCAUCUGCUUGUACUCGGUUAACGGGAUUCUUGUAUUCAUUAUAAUCUGUUAUUUGUGUUACAUUGUCAUUUAUUGUUAAUAGUAAAGUAUCUGCUGUGUUCAUUAGACGAUGAUAACAAAGGGAAAAACUUGUUUUGCUUAACCAGCACUUUCUUUAACAUUUUACACAAGGUUUGUUCUGUACCUGAUAAAGCACAUAAUGAAAUGAGGGUUUUGCUCUGUGAAAAUAAUUGCACAAGGUCCAGCAUACUGGCUUAUUUCAUAGUUUGGAUGCUCAGGAGCUAUAUUAGAAUAGUGUUAUUUGAAAACUGAAUGUUAUACUUUAUAUUAAUAUACAUAUAAUCAUAUUAUUUUAAAAAGUGUUAAAUCUAUCUGAAUCAUUUAAAACUGUCAAAUAGCUGCUUACAGUGACUUACUGAUGAGUUUUCUUCUAAGUUAUUUAAUGCAGACUUGAUAUAGGAGUCUUACACUGAAAUUUACAGGAAGGAAAUACUGUAGUAAAAUAACCAUUUUUUAUUUGUUUCUAAUGAAAAUUUAAAUGAGCAUGUGUUAAACAACUUGAUAAAUGUAAAACCUUGACAUUUCUUAAGCACAAAAAGCCUAUUAAUUCAUCCGUCGCUUUAAUCUGAUUAGUCAGAUUCUGACCGAUAGUCAUGCACAAGUCAUGACCAAAUCCCAGACAACACAGCAGUACAGUAUAUUGCAGGGCACACUCACUCAACUGCUGGCUAAUUUACAGUCUCCAAUUAGCUUACCAGUCUUGUUUUUAUGAUGUGUGUUGAAAACCUAACAAAAAUACCAUUCAUAAUUAUUUUAAAACAUUAAUGUUCCCGCAGGUUUCACAUAGCUGGUAUGACUAUAUGUUCUGAUGUGUUGCAUAUUAAGAUUUCCUACUAAAAUAUUUUGAAAUUAUCUGGAUUAAAGAAAAUAUCAUAGUUUACCCUUCAGUUACACAUUUAAAUUUUUGUCACCUUUCAGUCAUGGAAUAGUAAAAUCUCAAGACAUAGUGUGUUAGAUGCACUCAAGCUCAACUAAGUUUUCAUAAUUUGUUUAUAAAAUCUGAUGUGUAAUAUUAAUCCGCAUGUUGGUAUAUUUUUAUAAACUUUUUAUUUUGCAAUGACAGAUGUAUACUGUAUCGUGAAAGUCUGCACAUCCUCUUUGAACUUUCAGAUAUUUCUGAUAUGUGCGCUUCAGCAAAAUAAAUCAUAUCAGACCUUUUUUAACCUUUAAAUCAGAACUGUUGAGCCACAAUAUUAAAUCUAAAAACAGAUUUUUUUUUAGGGUAAACAAAAUAAAGCACUUUCAAUGCAUUGGUUGCAUUAUUAUGCAUAGCCAUGAAUUUGUUGUUCAUUGAAGCACCUUUUGCUUUUAUUAUAGUAGUAAGAUUGUUUAGCUGUACAGUAUGUAAUUUUAGUACACAUGAAUGUUGCAGUAGUCUCCUACUGUACUUUGCAGAACAGUUCAAAGUCAGUCAUGUUAUGAUUGAAUCCCCUAUAGAUGGUUCUCUUCAGAUGAGGUAAUGACAUGAGAGCUCUGACUGGGUCAUUGUACUUCAUAUUGUCAGAUUGAAAGGUGAACUUUAGCUUUCUAGCAGAAAGCAACAGGUUUUGCCCCAGAAUAUCUUGAUAUAUUCCCCAUUAUCCUGAGCUCUCUGCUGUAAAGAAGUAACCACUUUAAAACAAUGCUGCCAUAAGCAUACAUUAUGUACUGUCUUGUGUAGGUGAUCAACUGUGAUGGCUUUUGUGUGCCUGAAGCUCCUGUCAUCCAAUUGAACUGUAAGUAAAACAGGUCUUACAGUCCUGCAGCAUUGUUGAAGGUUUAGCCCUACUAUCUUGCAAAGAGGGAUGUGUUUUAAUUCAGUUUAAUUCAAUCUUCUGAACUUUAUACCCAAACACUGAACUUUAUACCCAAACACUGAACAAGCUUGUUUUAUCUUUUUUUUUGUUGUUGUUUUCAUCAGUCACCUUCAGCACUUUUUUCUUAUCCCAAAUUGAAUUAAAUAAUAAAUGCAAUAAGAUAUAAUGA
Molecule: messenger RNA, 3682 nt
Organism: Erpetoichthys calabaricus (reedfish)
Lineage: Eukaryota; Metazoa; Chordata; Cladistia; Polypteriformes; Polypteridae
Product: E3 ubiquitin-protein ligase RNF180-like
Exons: 7
Coding region: 84-1736 (550 amino acids)
Biological process (GO): positive regulation of proteasomal ubiquitin-dependent protein catabolic process; protein polyubiquitination; serotonin metabolic process
Cellular component (GO): endoplasmic reticulum membrane
Molecular function (GO): ubiquitin conjugating enzyme binding; ubiquitin protein ligase activity; metal ion binding
Source: RefSeq, a predicted model, not a curated record